Molecule: messenger RNA, 7523 nt
Organism: Fukomys damarensis (Damara mole-rat)
Lineage: Eukaryota; Metazoa; Chordata; Mammalia; Rodentia; Bathyergidae
Gene: Tanc1
Product: tetratricopeptide repeat, ankyrin repeat and coiled-coil containing 1
Exons: 27
Coding region: 81-5756 (1891 amino acids)
Biological process (GO): regulation of postsynapse organization
Cellular component (GO): glutamatergic synapse
Molecular function (GO): protein binding
Source: RefSeq, a predicted model, not a curated record
GAGCUGACUGUUGGGUAAGCUCUCUCAGGACAAAGUCCAGAAAAUUGUGAUCUAAGGGCUCACCCCACCUUUUCCAGUGAAUGAGAAUCUACCAGAAAAUAGGAGGAAAGAGUAUCAAAAAUGUUAAAGGCUGUGCUGAAGAAGAGCCGAGAGGGAGGAAAAGGAAGCAAGAAGGAAACAGAACAAAACCAGGCAAGCUCUUAAGUCAUUUGCUGUAUGGAAGUGACUUUGGUCUGGAGACUUCUUCAGUCCUGCCCCCUGGUCAUGCUGGUGACUCUCCUAUGAGCAGUAUUCCUGUAGCAGAAGAUAGCUAUCGGAUGAGCUUGGCCAAAGGUGUCUCAAUGUCUCUGCCUUCAUCACCCUUGCUGCCUCGACAAUCUAACCUGGUGCAGUCAAGAUCAAACAAAAAAUCCCCAGGUCCCAUCAGGAAGCCCAAGUAUGUGGAAAGCCCCAGGGUGCCUGGAGAUGCAGUUAUAAUCCCGUUCAGAGAAGUGUCCAAGCCCACAGAGCCCAGUGAGAAUGAAGCAAAGGCCGAUAAUGAACCGAGCUGUUCACCGGCAGCUCAAGAACUGUUGACAAGGCUGGGAUUUUUACUGGGAGAAGGGAUCCCAAGUGCCACACAUAUAACCAUUGAAGACAAAAAUGAAACCAUGUGCACAGUUCUGAGUCAAGGCAUCAGUCCUUGCUCCACACUAACAAGCAGCACCGCAUCUCCUAGCACCGAUAGCCCCUGCUCAACCUUGAAUAGCUGUGUCAGCAAGACGGCAGCCAACAAAAGUCCCUGUGAGACCAUUAGCAGCCCUAGUUCCACCCUGGAAAGCAAGGACAGUGGAAUUAUAGCCACAAUUACAAGUUCAUCCGAAAAUGAUGACCGGAGUGGCUCCAGUUUGGAAUGGAAUAAAGAUGGAAGCCUGAGGUUAGGGAUUCAGAAGGGAGUACUUCAUGAUCGAAGGGCAGAUAACUGCUCCCCAGUGGCAGAGGAGGAGACCACUGGGCCAGCGGAAAGCGAGCUGCCCAAAGCGGAGUCCUCAGCUGGAGAUGGUCCGGUCCCUUAUUCUCAGAGCUCCAGCUCGCUAAUAAUGCCACGGCCCAACUCAGUUGCAGCAACAAGCUCUACUAAAUUGGAAGACCUGAGUUAUUUAGAUGGGCAGAGAAAUGUUCCUCUCCGGACAUCAAUUAGAUUACCAUGGCACAACACAGCUGGAGGUAGGGCGCAGGAAGUUAAAGCACGAUUUGCUCCCUACAAGCCACAAGACAUUUUGUUGAAACCCUUGCUUUUUGAAGUUCCAAGCAUCACAACAGACUCUGUAUUUGUGGGGAGGGACUGGCUCUUUCACCAAAUAGAAGAAAACUUGAGGAACACAGAACUUCCAGAGAAUAGAGGAGCAGUUGUUGUUGGAAAUGUGGGAUUUGGGAAGACAGCAAUCAUUUCCAAGUUGGUGGCACUGAGCUGCCAUGGAAGCCGCAUGAGACAGAUUGCUUCCAACAGCCCCAGUUCAUCACCUAAAACAUCAGAUUCCACCCAGGAUCUUCCUUUCACUCCACUGCUUUCACUGAGUUCUUCCACAAGUGGUCACAAGAUAGUUAAAACCUCUUGUACGUCUGGUACUCCUGAAAACCAGAGACCAAGAGAGGAUGCAGUAAAAUACCUUGCUUCUAAGGUGGUAGCCUACCAUUACUGCCAGGCUGACAACACAUACACGUGCCUGGUACCCGAGUUUGUGCACAGCAUCGCAGCUUUGCUCUGCCGGUCCCACCAACUGGCCGCUUACAGAGACCUGCUGAUCAAGGAACCCCAGCUGCAGAGCAUGCUGAGCCUCCGCUCCUGUGUGCAGGACCCUGUGGUUGCUUUCAAGAGGGGAGUGCUGGAGCCACUCACAAACCUGAGAAAUGAGCAGAAAAUUCCUGAUGAAGAAUACAUUAUUUUGAUAGAUGGUUUAAAUGAAGCUGAGUUUCAUAAACCUGAUUAUGGAGAUACACUUUCUUCAUUUAUUACCAAAAUUAUUUCUAAGUUUCCUGCCUGGUUGAAGUUGAUUGUGACUGUAAGAGCAAAUUUUCAGGAAAUCGUAAGCAAGCUGCCAUUUGUCAAGCUUUCCCUAGAUGACUUUUCAGACAACAAAGACAUUCACAGCGACCUGCAUGCUUAUGUCCAGCACAGGGUCCAGAGCAGCCAGGACAUCCUCAGCAACAUUUCCUUGAAUGGCAAGGCCGACGCCGUCCUCAUUGGGAAGGUCAGCAGCCACCUGGUGCUGCGGAGCCUUGGCUCCUACCUGUACCUCAAACUGACCCUGGACCUCUUUGAGAGGGGACAUCUGGUCAUCAAAAGCGCCAGCUACAAAGUGGUGCCUGUGUCCCUGUCCGAGCUCUACCUGCUGCAGUGCAACAUGAAGUUCAUGACCCAGUCUGCCUUUGAGAGAGCACUGCCGAUUUUAAAUGUGGCUCUUGCGUCCCUCCACCCCAUGACAGAUGAGCAGAUUUUUCAGGCUAUUAAUGCUGGCCACAUCCAAGGCGAGCAGGACUGGGAGGACUUUCAGCAGAGGAUGGAUGCCCUCUCCUGCUUCCUCAUUAAGAGGCGAGACAAAACCCGAAUGUUCUGCCACCCGUCCUUUAGGGAAUGGCUCAUCUGGAGAGCAGAUGGGGAAAGCACAGCCUUCCUCUGUGAGCCCAGGAGUGGACACGCUCUCCUGGCGUUCAUGUUCUCUCGGCAGGAGGGCAAGCUGAACCGCCAGCAGACCAUGGAGCUCGGCCACCACAUCCUAAAGGCGCACAUUUUCAAGGGUCUCAGUAAGAAGACUGGAAUCUCCUCAAGCCAUCUGCAGGCCCUGUGGAUCGGGUAUAGCACCGAGGGGCUGUCUGCCGCUCUUGCCUCUCUCCGGAAUCUCUACACACCCAAUGUGAAGGUGAGCCGUCUCCUGAUUCUGGCUGGGGCCAACGUGAACUACAGGACCGAGGUGUUGAACAAUGCCCCCAUCCUGUGUGUCCAGUCUCACCUCGGCCACGAGGAAGUUGUCAUCCUGCUCCUGGAAUUUGGCGCCUGCCUGAAUGGCAUGUCAGAGAAUGGCAUGACCGCGCUAUGUUAUGCUGCAGCUGCUGGCCACAUGAAGCUGGUGUGUCUGCUGAUAAAGAAGGGGGCGAGGGUAGACCACUUGGAUAAGAAAGGCCAGUGUGCACUUGUCCACAGUGCACUGCGGGGCCAUGGCGACAUUCUCCAGUUCCUGUUGACCUGUGAGUGGUUGUCAGGCCCUCCCCAGCCUGGCACACUGAGGAAGAGCCAAGCCUUGCAGCAGGCACUGACGGCGGCAGCCAGCAUGGGCCACAGCUCGGUGGUCCAGUGCUUGCUGGGGAUGGAAGAGGAACGUGAACUAGAAGUCAAUGGCACUGACACGUUGUGGGGAGAAACAGCCCUGACCGCCGCUGCAGGGAGAGGGAAGCUAGAGGUCUGCGAGCUGCUACUGGAACGGGGUGCUGCUGUAUCUCGGACGAACAAGAGAGGGGUACCCCCACUGUUUUGUGCAGUACGCCAGGGGCACUGGCAGAUUGUGAGGUUGCUGCUGGAACGCGGCUGUGACGUGAACCUGAGUGACAAGCAGGGCCGGACGCCCCUCAUGGUGGCUGCCUGUGAAGGGCACUUGAGCACCGUGGAAUUCCUCCUUUCUAAAGGUGCCGCCCUUUCUUCUUUGGACAAAGAGGGUCUGUCAGCACUGAGCUGGGCUUGCCUGAAGGGUCACAGGGCAGUGGUGCAGUAUCUGGUUGAAGAAGGAGCCGAGAUAGACCAGACUGACAAGAACGGCCGCACUCCGCUGGAUCUGGCCGCCUUCUAUGGCGACGCCGAGACCGUGCUGUACCUGGUGGAGAAGGGAGCUGUGAUUGAGCACGUGGACCACAGCGGAAUGCGGCCCUUGGACAGAGCCAUCGGUUGUCGAAACACAUCUGUUGUGGUCACAUUGCUCAGAAAAGGAGCCAAAUUAGGAAAUGCUGCUUGGGCGAUGGCUACCUCCAAACCUGAUAUUUUGAUUAUACUCUUACAGAAAUUAAUGGAGGAAGGAAAUGUGAUGUACAAAAAAGGGAAGAUGAAGGAGGCAGCCCAGCGAUACCAGUACGCCUUGAGGAAGUUUCCUCGAGAAGGACUCGGGGAGGACAUGCGACCCUUCAAUGAACUAAGAGUCUCCCUCUAUCUCAGUUUGUCUCGAUGUCGAAGAAAAACAAAUGACUUUGGCAUGGCAGAAGAAUUUGCUUCCAAGGCUCUGGAAUUGAAGCCCAAGUCCUAUGAAGCCUUUUAUGCCAGAGCAAGAGCGAAGAGAAAUAGCAGGCAGUUUGUGGCAGCCCUAGCUGACCUGCAGGAGGCAGUGAAACUCUGUCCCACCAAUCAGGAAAUCAAGAGGCUCCUUGCUCGAGUUGAAGAGGAGUGUAAGCAACUCCAGAGGAACCAGCAGCAAAAGCAGCAGUGCCCCCCGCCAGCUCUGCCCGAUGACUCAGACAAUGAAGAGGAUGCCCCAACCUCUGGAUUAAACGACCACUUUCACCUUGAGGGCGCUGAAGAGGAAGAAACUUCUCCACAGGAAGAAUGUAUUUCCCUGACUCCCAGGUCCCAGUCGUCCUCAUCUGUCCCUUCCCCAUAUAUCCGAAACCUUCAAGAAGGGUUCCAGUCUAAAGGCCGCCCAGUGUCGCCACCAAGUAGGGCAGGAGGCAGCAAGUCUCUGAGAGAGACUAUUGCUCAGCCAGGGCUGGUUAUGCAGCCCACAAAACAGGCACAGAUAGUGAAAACCAACCAACAUCUGGGUUCUGUGCAGUCUGGUGUGAGACACAGCAGCACAAAACUGCAGGUCUCUUCUCAGAAUCCUACCCCGAGUCCCAUGCCAGGGAGAAUCCCCACAGCUGCCACUGGGAGCAGAAACCAGCAUGUGGAGGGACCAGGUACCUUCACUGUGGGAGGCAGUUGUGGCCACAUUGGAGAUCGGCUGGGUCCCAGCCAUAACGUCCACCUUCAGCGUAGUGAGAGUGGUGCUGCGUAUCCUUUACCAAGCAAGAUCAAAGCUGCCGAGCGGCUUCUGAGUCAAGCUUCUGUGGCCUUGGAUGUGGCCCCUCCCAGCCAGGGUGGACCUGGGAGCUGCAGUGAUGGGCGACACCCUGCUUCCCUCAGCAGCUCAGGUUCUGGCUCUUCCGGUUCUCCUUCCAGCAGCAUAAAGAUGUCAAGUUCAGCCAGUAGUUUGACUUCAAGCAGUAGUUUUUCAGAUGGCUUCAAGGUCCAAGGACCAGAUGCUCGAAUUAAAGACAAGGUGGCGAGUCAGGUACAGAGCGGUACUGCUGAACACAGGCCCCGAAAUACUCCAUUCAUGGGCAUCAUGGACAAGACUGCACGCUUCCAACAGCAAGGCCAUCCUCCCCACCGAGCCUGGCAUUGCCAGGUGGCAGAGGGGCUACUGACGAACACAUCUACUGCAGCUGGCCUGCAGUCCGCUAACUCAGAGAAGCCCUCUCUCAAACAAGGAGGAUACAGCAGCCAAGCCAAAGCCUGUCCUGUUUCUACCCCAAGUGGAGGUGUCCACAACGGGGCACAGGUGAAGGAGCUAGAAGAAAACAAGUGCCAAAUCCCAGCCCACUACCCCAAUCAAGACAGCAGGAAAGCUAAGAGUGUUCCUCAUCUGUACCAGGAAAGUAUCUCCAAGCAGCCACCUCAGGACGUCAGUAACGAAGCCAACAGGAGUCACCUCACUUCAGGGAAACCAAAGCGAUCCUUCAUAGAGUCAAAUGUGUGAGCCUUAAGAGACCCAUUUGGAAAACAGUGUGUUGACUCCUGGUGGUAAAUAGUUAAAUGGUUUUUCAUCAUAAAAAUUACAUUUUAGCCAUGUUUUUCUUCCAGGGUGUAUCUGAUGCCAUUGAUGUAUUAAAAAUGUAGGAAAAGGGCCAGGGAUUUAGCUCACCAUGCCUGCCUUGCAAGCACAAGGUCCUGAGUUUGAUCCCCAGUACCCUCCCAAAAAAGGUAGGAAAAACUUCUCUAAUAAGUAGCUAGAAGUCAUGGUAAAUAAGACUGCUACACAGAAUUUAAAAUUAGCUGUACUUAUCAAGUAAAACCUUCAAGACAGCCAAGAAUACAUUAAUGUAUGUUUUUCUCUUGCGAAAUUAUUUUAUCACUUUUCUCCUUGCCUUUGCUAUUUGGUAAAACCACAGUACUUAGAAGGGAAAACAGUGUCCAUUACUGUUCCAUUGAGUCAAAUCAUAAUUUUAUUUUUAUACACACAAAUAAAAUUAAGAUCUCAGUGAUUUCUAGCUGAAUAUAGUAUGACUAUAAACAUAAGGUAGCUGAGUUUUCUUUUUUUUUUUAUUUUGUUUAAGCAAAAUACAAGAACAAGUAUUCUUCCCUUCCUAGCCAUUCCUUUAAAAACAAAAAAAGGUUAAACAUUUAUUUCUGUAUUAUGGUUCUUUUUCAAAUAUUUUUACAGUACUUUUUCAUGCUUCAAGGUGUUUUUGAUGGGUGGAAUCAGGACAAGCUAUUUGGAAUAUGGAUUGGUGGUUAGAUCAGAUUUGAGCUAAAAUACUAAGAUCAGCAUUCUUAGUGGAGCUUAUAAAUUAAUCUCAAAUGAUUCUAAACUGCAAGGGCCAGGGAUUUAACUCAGUGGUUCUGCUGCCUGCCUUACAAAUGCAAGGGCCUGAGUUCAAUCCCUGGUACAAAACAAACAAACAAAACUGUUAAUGUUCCUGAAGCAAGUCUUCCAGAGUCCUUUUGGGACAAUAUUUAAAUUGGAUACUUGAGGUGUGGUUGAUUAUUGCCUGUUUUGUUCCACAGCCAUUACUUCAUAGUCACAUGUUGUAUAUAUUACAUAGCCCAGUUUUAUUCAGACUUGUAAAUAUAACUAUUUCAACAUAGUUAAACUAAAAGCAAAAACAAAUAACAAAACCCCAGCCAUAUACCUGCAUGUUCUUUUAAACUUCACCCAUGCUGGUUAUUGCACUGAAUAUGUUGUCACGGCAUGUUAACAGUACACCGGUAACGGCACUUUAUCUCAUAUAAAUGAACACCUAAGAGGUGCUAAAGUCCAAGCUGAUGUAGUAUUCAUUUGUACAGAUGAGGUACAGGAAUGAACCUUGCUUUAAAGGUAUUUUUAUAUGAAAAUGGUAUGCUAUUGGAGGGUGUUAAAAUGCUAGUUUGAGAGAGGUGGGAGUGUAUUUGUUUUAUAUGUUGGGAUGUGAAAUUUAUUUUUCAGAAUUGGGGAGAAGAAAGUUCUAUAUUUGCAGACUGUUUUAAAAGGAGUAGUUGUUCCGAAGUUCCUACAAACAUUAGUUUUGUAUGAAUAGGGACCUUCUGGUGUCAUUCUUCAACAUCUUUCCUGAGUGUGUGUAUAGUGUACUUUGUACAAACAGCUUUAUCAUUUUUUAUAAGCUUUCCAUGAGUUCUGCUAUAACUACUAUGGCUUAUUUAUUGUUUAUUUUCUUUAAUAUUUGUGAAAGUCUUACUCUUUUAUUAUGUAGUUUUGUUUCUGCACAACUACUGUACUUUUCCAUAUGGAAUAAAAGCUAUUACUAGA